This is a messenger RNA of Penaeus vannamei (Pacific white shrimp), 925 nucleotides long. RefSeq lists its product as uncharacterized. NCBI's taxonomy places the organism in Eukaryota, Metazoa, Arthropoda, Malacostraca, Decapoda, Penaeidae. The record is from RefSeq and is a predicted model, not a curated record.
UGGGAAAGGAUUGGGGAAGGGUAUAUAAGAGGACGAGGAGCGACAAGCCGGCAUAUCGGCUUCUCUCCAGCGCUGGGAAGGGAAAAGCAAGCCAUGCGGUCCUUCAUAGCUAUAGCUUUCGUGGCGGCGCUGAGUGUCGCCGCAGCUGCGCCCGGAGGUUGCUGUGGAGGCGGCCAUGGCUCCUACGGCAGCAGGGGAGGAGGAGGCCAUGUAGGGGGAGGCGGUGGCCGUGGCGGCGGUGGCAGGAUCAUUAAGGCACAGCUUGUCGGCGUUGGCACUCUUCCCAGCACCGGUGGAGGCAGCCAUGGGGGCACUGGGGGAUAUGGCACCCGAGGCGGUGGUGGACACAGGUUCUCCAGAGGACCUAGUAUUGUCCAAGCUCAGCUGGUCGGUGUUGGCACUCUCCCGAGCAUCGGUGGCACAGGCGGUGGAGGUUAUAGUUCGCAUGGAAGCGGAUCGAGGAGCAGCUUCGGCAGAUCCAGAGUUCCGCAAAUUGUGAAAGCACAGCUGGUCGGUGUUGGCACUCUCCCGAGCAUCGGUGGCACAGGCGGCGGAAGCUAUGGUUCGCAUGGAAGCGGAUCGAGGAGCAGCUUCGGGAGGUCCACAGGUCCGCAAAUUGUGAAAGCACAGCUGGUCGGAGUUGGCACUCUUCCCAGCACCGGCGGCACAGGCGGCGGAAGCUACGGCUCUCACGGAGGAGGAUCUCGCGGUGGCCACGGCAGGUCGAGCGGCGCCAGCAUCGUCCGGGCUCAGCUGGUCGGCGUCGGCACCCUUCCGUCUGGCGGAGGCGGAGGACACGCUGCUUCGGCCGGCGGGGGAUACGGCAGCAGAGGCUGGUAAUGCGUGCUUUACGAAACCGAUCUGAAAGCGUUUCAGUGCGAACCAUUGUGACUCAAAUCCAAAUACAAUAAAACCCAGAAACCAA